UCUGCUUCCAGUAAAAGUGACUCCAGUGAUUCUUUUGCUUGUCUCCUCGCUGAUGUUGGCCGUGCAUCAUCAUCAUUUCGAUCCUGCCGCUGGCCGCUGCUCGUUUGAAAUGGGUCCUCCCACCUCUCUUUCGCCAGUGAUCUCAUCCUUGUCCAGGAAAGAGUAAUGUGCAAGCUUGUUUGUCUCUACAUGUCUGGCUCUUGCUGCCGCUGCUGCUGUGUCCGAAGCUAUCAGUCUUUCUGUCGAAGCUUCUCCCUCGGUCUCGUAGCUCGAGCAAAGUUAGCCUUUCGAGAAAAUCGCCAGGCCUCUCUAGCUUGUAGAUCUCGCUUCCAGUCAAUUCUUCAGCCUCCAGUAGGUGUGUAGAAGUUUUCGUGUCGGCCAUGUCAUGCCGGAGAGGAUUGUCACUCGUUCUACUCCUGUUCUUGAUCCAUCUCGCGUCGGCUUUGGAAACCGGAGCGAUCAACGCCACCGGAACAGCUCACAGGAGGAGGCUGUCCCGGAGACAGGUGCUGGAGCUCCGGAAGAAGCUCAACAACAUCAACAAGCCUGCGGUGCACACCAUCCGGAGUCCAGACGGGGACAUAAUAGACUGCGUUCUCAUCAGCAACCAACCGGCAUUCGAUCACCCGCUGCUCAAAGAUCACAAACUCCAGAGCAAACCAGACUUCUGGCCAGACCAGGAGGAUGGAGCAGCUUCAACCGAAUCCAGCCCAGGCGACGACAAAGUCUCGUACCAAUUGUGGCACCAAAGCGGAGAGUGCCCCGAAGGAACCGUCCCCAUCCGAAGAACAACUAUAGAUGACAUACUCCGCGUCGGUGGUUCUGUCAGCCGCUACGGUCGCAAAGCAAGGCCACCCCCCAAUCCUAGAAGAAUAAGACCACCCGAGCCUGCUCAAGGCAGCCAUGAGCAUGCUAUCGCGUUCAUCAACGGAGGCCAGUAUUACGGUGCUCAAGCGUCCCUCAACGUAUGGAAACCAGCCAUCCAAGUCCCGAACGAGUUCAGCCUCUCCCAAAUGUGGUUGCUUGCUGGUUCCUUCUAUGGCGAUCUCAACAGCAUCGAAGCCGGCUGGCAAGUGAGUCCACUGCUUUACGGCGACAGCAACCCCCGGUUGUUCACAUACUGGACGAGCGAUGCAUAUCGAACCACUGGCUGCUACAACCUGCUGUGCUCAGGCUUCAUACAACUCGGGAGGAGUAUUGCCAUUGGUGCUACAAUAUCCCCCUUGUCACUGCUCAAUGGUGCUCAAUACGACAUCCGGAUCCUCAUCUGGAAGGAUCCCAGAACCAAAAACUGGUGGAUGAGAUUCGGACCAGGUAUUUUACUAGGAUACUGGCCAGCGGAGCUCUUCACUCAUCUCGGCGAUCAUGCGUCCAUGAUCGAGUGGGGAGGGGAGAUAGUUAAUACAGCACCUCGAGGCCACCACACGGCUACUCAGAUGGGAAGCGGACACUUUCCGUCACAGGGAUUCGGGCAGGCUAGCUAUUUCAGGAAUCUGGGAUAUGUAGACGGCACAAACAAACUGAAAACGCAGGUUAUGCUCCAGACUCUAGCAGAACAUCCCAAUUGCUACGAUAUCCUUAGAGCAACUAGCGGGGACUGGGGGAACUACUUCUACUACGGAGGACCCGGUCAGAAUCCUCGUUGUCAACAGUAAAUACGCUCGACUGGCACUCACAGAUACAAUGACUUUGGCAUACACUGCUGGAUGCUAACAACUGGAAAGUUCUUACCUUAGACAAACCAUUUUUUAAGAGCCCGCUGGGAAGUGACUGCGCAAAAGAGUGAUUAUCAGUUCUUAAAACGCAGAGGGGAAGAAUCCCGUACCUUGUAAACGCGGCAGCCGUAAAGAAGAGGAUAAGUUUAAGCUUGUUUGGUGUUUCCAGGGGAGGCGAUGAUGAUCCAAGUUGAAGCAGCAGAAGAAGAAGUAUGAUAAGUUCACGGCAUCAAGGUCAACCGGAUGCAAUUAAAUCGGCUGCCAAACUCGAAGUCGUUGAUUGAUCGCCAUCGAUGAGAAGACAGCCGGACUCCACACAAGGCAUGAUGAAGAGAGAAAGAACGUUGUUCGUUCCCAGUUUUCCCUCCUUGUCUCAUCUGUAAGGUUACGUGAUCGCAAAGGUAUUAGUAGCCAGC
Messenger RNA from Selaginella moellendorffii, 2131 nucleotides. RefSeq lists its product as uncharacterized. The coding region runs from base 381 to 1655 and encodes 424 amino acids. Lineage: Eukaryota; Viridiplantae; Streptophyta; Lycopodiopsida; Selaginellales; Selaginellaceae. The record is from RefSeq and is a predicted model, not a curated record. The transcript is spliced from 7 exons.